Oncorhynchus tshawytscha (Chinook salmon) is the source of this 1467-nucleotide messenger RNA. RefSeq names its product uromodulin-like. The record is from RefSeq and is a predicted model, not a curated record. Gene Ontology annotation, biological process: neutrophil migration. The transcript has 7 exons. Bases 175 to 1443 code for a protein of 422 amino acids. Gene Ontology annotation, cellular component: apical plasma membrane; cell surface. Lineage: Eukaryota; Metazoa; Chordata; Actinopteri; Salmoniformes; Salmonidae.
GGAGUGGCAAGGAGUGGAAUGAGAGCUGAACAUACUGGGACCCAGACUAAGGUAUUGUCCCUGGGAAUAAUGAGAGCUGAACAUACUAGGACCCAGACUAAGGUGGUUCCAGCAGUCAGCAUCAACAUUUGGUUGUGUUCCCCGUUUCUGCCCCUGUAGAAGUAACUAGUGUUGAUGAGGAUGAUCCUGGUGGCUCUGCUGGUGCCUCUGCUGGUUCUGUCCAGCGCUGGACGUACCUCAGGUACGAUUGUCACCAGCUGCGAGGCGUGUCACGAACAAGCCGUCUGCCGCACCUCCGCCAUGGCAGGUGACAUCACAUGCACCUGUAAGAAGGGCUUCUCCGGAGACGGCCUCACCUGUUUACCUGGCCACACCGCCACCGCCGACCACCACGCCCCUCGUCGUGUCCGCCGCUCCUACCCCACCUCCAACACCAACCUUGCCCAUGUCCGGUUCAGCUGCGGCUUCAACGAGUGCGCCGACGGGGAGGACUGCAUCACGGUCGCCGGCAUCCAGCAGUGCUCCAACCCCUGUAAGAUCUACACGGUCCUGAACGACGCCUGGCGUUCCACCAACAACCACGUGGGCAACAAGCACUGCGACCGCAACGUCCGCUGGGACGGCUAUUACCGCAUGUUCAUCGGCAACCAGAGCGUGUCCAUGCCGGACAAGUGUGUGGAUUCCUUCAAGUGCGGCACCCAGGCUCCCUUGUGGCUGGCGUUUCCUCCCCCCCAGCAGGUGGAUGAAAUUGUCCAGAGUGCAGUCUGCGCCAGCUUCAAUGGGGACUGCUGCUGGGUGCAGUCUCAGCCCAUCCACGUCAAGGCAUGUCCUGGGAACUACUUUGUGUACAAGUUCGUCAUGCCUCCCGGAUGCUACUUCGCCUAUUGUGCAUAUGUGUCAGCUCUCACCACAACACCAAAACCAGUCACAUCUACACAAAUACCAGUAGAGAACAAUCGCACCACAACAACAACACAGUCACAGGUUUCCACGACUACGCCAAAAGCAAUGUGUGGUACCUGCAGAGAGGGGGAGACCUGCGUGAGCACCGAUGGGGUCACUUGGCGGUGUGAGAGGCCAGAUCAGCCUGUUUUGCUGCACCCAGAGGUAGUAUGUGGGCGGAGCCUGGUACAGGUGGGUCUCAACAGGACUAACCUGGAGGCUGCUGGUCUGGACGCCACCACCGCUAACCUGGCCGACCCCCGGUGUAACGCUCACGAAGAGCGUGGCGGCAUGGUAUGGUACCAGGUGGAGCGCAAGGAGGGCGCCUGCGGAAACACUCUGGUGACAAACGGAACGGACGCCAUCUUUUCCAACAGUUUAUUCAUCUACCACGUUCACGACGUGUCCUUCAGCCGACCCGUGAGCGUGCCUUUCUCCUGUGCCUACCCUCUGGAAUCAGAGACCAGCCUGGAUGUGGCCAUCAAACCCUACCUGUCGUAAGUGGAGACGUGACGUUACAGUAAA